UCAAUUUUUUUCAUAAAAAAAAAUUCCAAAUUACCCCAGAAUUUUUUUUCUUCAUUUUCUUGUUCUUAAAGCUCCCGUGUUAUCACAGGCAGAUCAAUAUUCUAACUCAGUUCUCAAAGUACAACUUGAGCCAAGUAUUUAUCGAAAAUAGAUUUUUUAUCUUCAUCAGAUAGGGGAUAAGACUACGUAUGCACGGUCAUCUCGACACCCCAACUUGUUGAAUUACAUUGGCUAUGUUGUUGUUGUAGUUCUUUACAGAGUACAUCUACUUUAAUUUGGGCCGAGGGUCUAUCAGAAAUAUCAUUUGGUACUCUUGUCACUUUUGUACUGAUCAUCAAAAUUCAAGGAACAAAAUUUUUACCAGAUUUCGAUGGCGGAUUCGGACAAUGAAUCAGGAGGACACAGAGAGAACAGCAGCAACAUGGAGAGUUCACUAAGAGAACAAGACAGGUUCCUUCCAAUAGCAAAUGUAAGCAGAAUCAUGAAGAAAGCUUUACCAGCUAACGCGAAAAUCUCAAAGGAUGCCAAAGAGGUAGUUCAAGAAUGUGUUUCUGAAUUCAUCAGUUUUAUCACAGGGGAAGCAUCAGAUAAGUGCCAGAGAGAAAAGAGGAAGACCAUCAAUGGUGAUGAUUUGUUGUGGGCAAUGACAACUCUUGGUUUUGAAGAAUACAUUGAACCCCUCAAGAUUUAUUUACAGAGAUUUAGGGAUUUAGAAGGGCAAAAAAGUGGCAUUUCUGGAGAGAAAGAUAAUGGUGGAUCAGUGAAUAUGGGUGGUUAUGUUGAGGAUUAUCAUGGCAUGAUGAUGAUGGGGGGUCAACAUCAUCAAGGACACGGGUAUAGUACCGGAGUAUAUAAUCAUCAGGCCGGUGAGAAUGCUGCAGGAGUUGGUACAGGAAGAUCGCGAUUUCCUGAUGUUGGGAGGCCAAGGUAAUUGCGACAUCCGGGGACUACAAAGAUGUAUUAGAACUUGAAAGAGCAUUAUUAGCGAAGGAAGACAAAGAAACACGAUGUUUGAACUGUCAACAGGUUAAAGUAUGAACAACAAAGCUACUGAAAGACAUUAACAGACUUUGUAGACUGUACAGACAUAAAUUGAUUACAAUGUGAUGUAAACAUGGUAGUUUAAUGGAUUGUAAUUGUCUAUUA
This is a messenger RNA of Solanum dulcamara, 1146 nucleotides long. RefSeq names its product nuclear transcription factor Y subunit B-3-like. Gene Ontology annotation, molecular function: protein heterodimerization activity; DNA-binding transcription activator activity, RNA polymerase II-specific; RNA polymerase II cis-regulatory region sequence-specific DNA binding. Lineage: Eukaryota; Viridiplantae; Streptophyta; Magnoliopsida; Solanales; Solanaceae. The transcript has 2 exons. The record is from RefSeq and is a predicted model, not a curated record. Gene Ontology annotation, cellular component: nucleus; CCAAT-binding factor complex. Gene Ontology annotation, biological process: regulation of transcription by RNA polymerase II. Bases 371 to 931 code for a protein of 186 amino acids.